Contarinia nasturtii (swede midge) is the source of this 715-nucleotide messenger RNA. RefSeq lists its product as uncharacterized. The transcript is spliced from 2 exons. NCBI's taxonomy places the organism in Eukaryota, Metazoa, Arthropoda, Insecta, Diptera, Cecidomyiidae. The record is from RefSeq and is a predicted model, not a curated record. The coding region runs from base 89 to 595 and encodes 168 amino acids.
CAUAAAUAGUCGAUUAUUGUGAAGACAAAGGUUAGUUUUCAUCGAGAUUUUGUUGCUUUUGAGAGAUAACAAUCGAAUUUCUUUCACCAUGGCUAUUUGCGUUAUUAUUGGAGCGGUUUUAUUACAAUUUUUUGUAUGUGAGAUCGCAACACUUCCUGUUUCCAGUAACGAUGAGAUUUUACCUGAAGUAACAUCGGAACCUUCAACAUUUUUUCGUGCGAAAAGCAGCGCUACAGUAGGAAUUGCAGCAGAGAAGACAACGGGAGAUAGUGGAUCUUUUUUUUCGAAACUAAGAACGCUCAGCGGAUCAAUUGCGCAGACCGAACCGAGCCACGGAACAAAUUUUGAAUCAACUACGUCAACGAUCUCCGUCACCGCCGAAAAACCGGACAAUUUCCAUACACUUGCAAUUGGAAAAAGUGCGACCGAAAGCAUCGAUAUUGACGUUGAAAAUCACAAACGAACGAGCACAGAGAUCGAUGAAGGCGUCAUCAUAUCCAGUUCCAAUGAAGAAAAUGAAAAUAUGAUUGGUUUAGCUCGUGCUUUUGGAUUACUUGGAAAAACUUUAAUGUUAGUUCCGCUAAUCGUAGGUUAAGCUAUUGUUAUUUAUUCUUGAGUAGUUUAAUCUUAAGUCAAUUAUUGAUUUUCUGUAUUGGAAUAUCAAAGCCAUGAGAGUGUUUUUAAGUGUUCAAUAAACAUGAAAAGAAGUCGUAUG